AUGUCAGGCAGAGGCAAAGGUGGGAAGGGGCUCGGCAAGGGCGGUGCCAAGCGCCACCGUAAAGUGCUGCGCGACAAUAUCCAGGGCAUCACCAAGCCGGCCAUCCGCCGCUUGGCUCGGCGUGGCGGCGUGAAGCGCAUCUCGGGGCUCAUCUACGAGGAGACGCGCGGCGUCUUGAAAGUCUUUUUGGAGAACGUGAUUCGCGACGCAGUCACCUAUACCGAGCACGCCAAGAGAAAGACGGUGACAGCCAUGGACGUGGUCUAUGCGCUGAAGCGCCAGGGUCGCACUCUCUAUGGCUUUGUGCAGUCGCGCUCAGGGUGGAGAGGUAUGGCACGCACGAAGCAGACGGCGCGUAAGUCCACGGGCGGGAAGGCUCCCCGCAAGCAGCUGGCCACCAAGGCGGCCCGCAAGAGCGCGCCGGCCACGGGCGGCGUGAAGAAGCCGCAUCGGUACCGUCCCGGCACGGUGGCGCUGCGCGAGAUCCGGCGCUACCAGAAGUCGACGGAGCUGCUGAUCCGCAAGCUGCCCUUCCAGCGCCUGGUGCGUGAGAUAGCGCAGGACUUCAAGACCGACCUGCGCUUCCAGAGCUCUGCUGUAAUGGCGCUGCAGGAGGCGAGCGAGGCCUACCUGGUGGGGCUCUUCGAGGACACCAACCUAGCCAUAAUUGCUGCAAUGUCUGGUAGAGGCAAAGGCGGGAAGGGGCUCGGCAAGGGCGGCGCUAAGCGCCACCGCAAAGUGCUGCGCGACAACAUCCAGGGCAUCACCAAGCCGGCCAUCCGCCGCUUGGCUCGGCGUGGCGGCGUGAAGCGCAUCUCGGGGCUCAUCUACGAGGAGACGCGCGGCGUCUUGAAGGUUUUCCUGGAGAACGUGAUUCGCGACGCAGUCACCUACACGGAGCACGCCAAGAGGAAGACUGUGACCGCCAUGGACGUGGUCUAUGCUCUGAAGCGCCAGGGUCGCACUCUUUAUGGCUUUGGCGGUUAAGUUCCGGUUGCAAACCGUACACGGUCAAAACAAGGCUCUUUUAAGAGCCACCCACAAAUUUCACAACGAGAGCUAGUUAUUACUAAACUUUUAAGUUUUCAGAGCAUUCGCAAUACUUACGUGCCAUUCAAUUGCAAAAUUUUAGAAUAGGUGUUACAG
Melopsittacus undulatus (budgerigar) is the source of this 1146-nucleotide messenger RNA. RefSeq lists its product as uncharacterized. The record is from RefSeq and is a predicted model, not a curated record. Gene Ontology annotation, biological process: nucleosome assembly. The transcript has 5 exons. Gene Ontology annotation, molecular function: DNA binding; protein heterodimerization activity; structural constituent of chromatin. NCBI's taxonomy places the organism in Eukaryota, Metazoa, Chordata, Aves, Psittaciformes, Psittaculidae. Gene Ontology annotation, cellular component: nucleosome. Bases 1 to 987 code for a protein of 328 amino acids.